This is a messenger RNA of Dichomitus squalens LYAD-421 SS1, 969 nucleotides long. RefSeq lists its product as uncharacterized. The record is from RefSeq and is a predicted model, not a curated record. Lineage: Eukaryota; Fungi; Basidiomycota; Agaricomycetes; Polyporales; Polyporaceae. The transcript has 2 exons. The coding region runs from base 110 to 379 and encodes 89 amino acids.
CAGGCGUGUGCUCCGCUGGGUCGGACUGCUGACUGAUUGGGAGUUUUCGGAGAAGAUCGACGAACCACGCCUGGGGCGCCGGGCAGAGAGACCGGGCACUUGAGCAUUCAUGUCUCACGGGCUGUCGACUGAUCCCGCGAAGGCCGUGGAAUUGAUCGACGACCUCGAAGCGUUCUUCUACGUCCUCCUCUACUAUGUUUUCCGCUAUCUGACAUCAAACUGCUUGAGCGCGGCCGCCUGGAUAGAGGGUAUCUUUGAUGGUUACAGGAUCGUCGACGACGUGUACUACAUCGGCGAGGGAAAGGGAAGCGCGAUCCGGACCGGAAAGCUCACGGUGAUUACAGAACAGCUGACGUUCCAGGCGGAUUCUAUCAACUAGGUGGUUCACCAGCUGCCCUGUUCGUUCGCGGCGCACUACAAGGUCCUGGAUUACGACAAGCGUCAGGGAAACAUCUGCAUCCACCCCAUUCCCCCAUUGCCCCCUCCACCACCAAUGGAUCAUGUUACGGACGAAAUCAUCCUUCCCAAGGAUAAUAGGAACCCCCAGUUUCGGAAAGCAUCCCGCCACGACAACAUUCCGCCGACUAGAGAGGAGCGCGCCCUUGCGAAGGAUGUCGCGGACCAUAGGCCUUUUCUCGAUAUCCUGCAAGAUGCUUUGUUCUCGUUGGCGUGGGAAUCAGAAGCGGAUUGGCUCGAGGAUCAGAUUUCGCGGAAGGGGACGCCGUCACGGCAGUCAGAGCCUUCCGUCGACGCUACGGGACCUGAGAGAACGAAGAGGAGGAUUGGCCCGGGUAGUCGCUCGUAAUCGUCCACUCGCUGUUGCGCGGAGAGCUGCUGAACUACGCCGAUGCCGACGCACGGGCUCCAUGUAUCGUUUUCACGCAUCUCGACGGCGCGCUGGGAUGUAGUAUCACAAAUUAGACAAGCUGACGAGCAUCCGGCCUGAGCAAGGCUCGGAAUAAUAUCACG